Molecule: messenger RNA, 588 nt
Organism: Encephalitozoon hellem ATCC 50504
Lineage: Eukaryota; Fungi; Microsporidia; Unikaryonidae
Exons: 1
Coding region: 1-588 (195 amino acids)
Source: RefSeq, a predicted model, not a curated record
AUGGACGUUCAAAGGAUAGUUGAUGCCAUCCGUUCGAACGACAUGGAAGAAAACAAGGCGGCCAUUGAGGCCAUAUAUGCUAAUUACGGGCUUCUGAAGGAAGAGGACAUUGUUAGGUUGACGCCGUCCAUAAUCUACUACCUGUGGAAGCUACCGAAAUUUGUUGCCCAAAAGCAGUUUGUUCUGGAUCUCUUAUCCCGCACCGACCAGAGGCUAAGACAUAGCAUGUUUACGUAUCUUAUUGACAAGUGGAGCGAGAUCCAGCUAGUAAGGAUGGACAAGUUCUAUUAUCUCGUGAAGAGAAUUCUGGAGUAUUAUGUGCUGGAUGUAGAAACAGUCUCCUAUCUGUUCAACAUCACCGCAGCCACUGAUCUUAGGGGAUUUGUGAUCCGGUGUGUUGUGGAUAGGCUUGGGGAGAUCAGCGAGGACAUGGAAUGCUUCCUAGCCGAAUUCGCCUCCAAGUGCCCUCCAGCGCUUCUACUCUCUCUUGGGCCUCUCAAGAUCAGGAAGGAGGUUGCUCUGAAAUAUGCGGGAGGCAAAGAUAUAGGGAAGAAGAACAGGGCAACCCUAUAUUCCAUGGCAAAAUAA